This is a messenger RNA of Rubroshorea leprosula, 1471 nucleotides long. Lineage: Eukaryota; Viridiplantae; Streptophyta; Magnoliopsida; Malvales; Dipterocarpaceae. The record is from the annotation of a GenBank genome assembly.
GGCAUCGUUUAAUGUCUGCCUGGUCGCUGCUCAUCUCAUUAACAUUAGAUCCGGAGGAUCAAAUCGAAGAGCAGCAAACAACAAACAUGGAGGCUCUGCUUUGUAAGAAACUGGGCGACCCAGCAGCGUUGACAUCCCUGGACGAGCGAAAUUUGGAUUCCCCAAUAGAGUUGAGCAAAAACCAUCCCAUCCCAGAACUUAACUCUCCAACUGCAGUUAGAAUCAGGGUGAAAGCUACCAGCUUGAACUACGCCAAUUACCUGCAGAUACUGGGCAAGUACCAGGAGAAGCCUCCCCUUCCCUUCAUACCAGGGUCCGAUUAUUCUGGCACCGUAGAUGCGAUUGGCUCCAGUGUAUCCAAAUUCAAGGUUGGAGACCCUGUUUGCUCCUUUGUGGCACUUGGAUCCUUCGCCCAAUUUAUCGUCCAAGACGAGUCCCAGCUAUACCCUGUGCCGGCUGGGUGUGAUCUGGUGGCCGCUGCUGCGCUCCCCGUGGCAUUUGGGACCUCCCAUGUGGCUCUUGUUCACAGGGCAAAAUUAACCUCUUCUCAGGUAUUGCUUGUGCUUGGAGCUGCAGGUGGGGUUGGCCUUGCUGCUGUUCAAAUCGGGAAGGUUUUUGGAGCCACGGUUAUUGCCGUUGUCAGGGGACCUGAAAAGGUACAACUUCUGAAAUCACUGGGUGUUGAUCAUGUGGUUGACUUGAGAAACGAGAAUGUAACUGAAAGUGUCAAGGGAUUUCUCAAAGCAAGGAGAUUGAAAGGAGUUGAUAUUCUGUAUGACCCUGUUGGCGGCAAGCUUACUAAAGAGACUAUGAAACUCUUGAACUGGGGUGCUCAAAUUCUAGUCAUUGGGUUUGCUAGUGGAGAUAUCCCUGUUAUUCCUGCUAAUAUUGCUCUGGUUAAGAACUGGACUGUGCAUGGACUUUACUGGGGUAGCUACAAUAUACAUUCCCCUGCUGUACUUAGGGAGUCUUUGAGGGAGUUACUUUUCUGGAUGUCAAGGGGCUUGAUCAAGGUCUUUGUUUCUCAUAUUUACAGCUUAGCAGAGUCCAAUCUUGCAUUUGUUACUAUUAAAGAGAGGAAAGCAGUUGGAAAGGUCGUCAUUGCAUUCACCGAUCAGGGAAGUGGAAGAUCUAAGCUUUAAGUAGAUGGGGAUUCAGCUUGGGAAACAAAGGUGAAUAUUUAAUGAUUAGCAAACAAGCUAGGUAACAAAUUAUGGACAAGAACAAAAUGUCAAAUAAAACUUUUAAAAGGUUUCCCUUACAAUACAUGUUAUGAAUGUAAGAACAAGAUCCUUUUAUAUCUGUUAUUCUGCUUGUGAUUGUGCUUGUAUGCACUCAAAAUGCAAUUGAAUUGGAUGGUGGCACUGCUUUGUUCAUUUGACGUGCUGUAGAAUGCAACUAUUAAACCUUAACUGUUGCAAUAUCUGUAGGGAGGUGAAUGUUCAAUUAUUUGACUUCUCAGAUUACUCCU